CAGAGCCUAACCAAAGCGGGAAGUGGAUGCUCCAGCCGUCGACGAGAAUCCAGAGAGAGAAGCUGCUUCGCCUACCGUCGACGAGACCCUGUAUUGCGAGAUCUCUCUCUCUUUCUCUUUCUCUUUCUCUCACUCUCAUUCUAUUUCUCGUUCUCUUUCUCUCUCUUUUUCUUUCUCUUUCUCUCACUCUCAUUCUCUUUCUUUCCUGAUCUCUUCUCCCUCUGCCCCCCUGAAUUUGUUAUUGUUCUAUGGUUUAACAAGUCAAGGAUUUUGGACUCCUCUGUGCACGAAGACGCACUAGAUCUGCGGGUUUCUCCUGUCACUUUACUAGGGUUUGAACUUUACUCAGAGGACUGCAUUGGGACGAUUGAUGGCACUCAUGUUAGUGCUUCUGUACCUCUACCCAAACAAAUACCGUACUGAGGAAAUAAAUGAGAUAUGACAUGGAAUGUUAUGUGUGCAUGUGACUUUGACAUGAAAUUCACUUUUGUAUACGCUGGUUGGGAGGGUUCUGCAAAUGAUUGUCGAGUAUUCAAUGAGGCAUUGAAUAACCCUAAAUUUGAAUUUUCUCAUCCUCCACAUGGUGAAUAUUACGUGGUUGAUUCUGGUUAUCCAUCUACUACUGGGUUCUUAAUGCCGUUCAAAGGACAAAGAUACCAUCGAAAUGAUUAUAGGAAUAGACGUCCAAAGACAACAGUAGAGUUAUUUAAUAAUAGACACUCUUCUACUAGGAAUGUCAUAGAGCGCAGUUUUGAUUCUUUGAAUAAGCGUUUCCCAAUUCUUAGCAUAAUGCCAUGUUUUCCACUGAACACCCAAACAUGCAUCGUCACUGCUUGUUGUGCACUUCACAACUUCAUUCGGGAGGAAGAAAUUGCAGACAAGAAUUUUGAGGAGUUUGGUGAAAAUUGGUGGAAUCGGGAGCCUGAAGAAAUUCAAGAUUAUGUACCACCGACUCACAUUAGUAUAAGCUUAGCAGAAAGAAGAAGACAGAUGGAUGAUCUUAGGAAAAAGAUUGCAAAUGAGUUAGCUAUUAAAGCCGGAAUGACUCAAAUUACAUGAUUACAUUUUGAUGGUUGGAUUUAAACUUUAAAGUAGUUGGACAUGUUUUGCAGUUAAGAAUUAAGUUGGAAGAC
Messenger RNA from Macadamia integrifolia, 1133 nucleotides. Its product is annotated as protein ALP1-like. Lineage: Eukaryota; Viridiplantae; Streptophyta; Magnoliopsida; Proteales; Proteaceae. The coding region runs from base 439 to 1059 and encodes 206 amino acids. The transcript is spliced from 3 exons. The record is from RefSeq and is a predicted model, not a curated record.